CGCGAUCAGGGCUCCUCCAUAUCUUCUCUGGUCUCAACCUUGGUGCCGGUGUUUGUCGUUGCCGCGAUUGUGUUCCUGAUCUUUCUCGUGCUUCGCAAACGAUAUCAGCGAGUCUACGCGCCUAGAACAUAUCUCGCAUCUCUGCGACAAUGGGAACUAAGUCCAAAGCAGAACAAGGGUGCGUUUGGCUGGCGGCGACAGUAUAUGGCACUCAAGGAUGAAUUCGUCAUGGGACAUGCCUCUCUUGACAACUAUUUGUGGCUACGUUUCUUCCGCAUGCUGGCAGCCAUGUGCGUUGUUGGAUGCCUCAUCACCUGGCCGAUUCUAUUCCCGGUCAAUGCCACAGGCAAUGCGUCCGACGUGAGCGGCCUCGAUAUUCUAUCCUUCAGCAACAUCACUCCCGGGCCAAGGUACUACGCGCAGGUCUUCGUUGCGUGGAUUUUUCUAGCUUGGGUCAUGUUUGUCAUCACGAGGGAAUCCAAAUUUUUCGUUCGCCUCCGCCAGCACUACUACUCAUCGCCUUAUGAGAGCGCGUGCAUCUCCACAAGAUCAAUUCUGUUCGUCAAUGUUCCUGAGGCGAUGCGAAAUGAGGAUGCCAUCCGGAAAGAAUUCUCUGGGGUUCGAAAGGUCUGGCUCGUGAAUGUGCCAGAGGACUUGGCUGAAAAGGUCAAGGAUCGUGAUACUGCUGCACAGAAGCUGGAAGCUGGAGAGGUGAAGCUGAUUCGGAAUCAUGUCAAGCGGAUGGCAAAGGAAAAGAAGAAGGGCAAGAGACAAGAACCGAAUGACGUUGAACGAAACGAACCCAUUGUCGUGAAGAAGAAGGAUCGCCCAUCCCACCGUCUCCCGAAGCUCCAAUUCCUGCCUAUCGGAAAGAAAGUCGACACUGUCGACUGGGCACGAGCAGAGUUGAGCCGACUGUUACCAGAAAUCAGGAAUGAGCAGAACAAGCUGCGGGAUGAUAGAUCAAGCGUCCAAGGCGCCUGUUUUGUCGAGUUCGAAACUGUGAGAGCUGCGCACAUCGCAGUGCAGAAACGUGGCAUCAAAAAUAAGGCAAAGAUAACUCCUAAAGAGAUCGGGCCCGCACCUGAGAACGUGAUCUGGCCCAACAUCAUCAAGCCAUUUUGGAAAGUGCAGCUACUUAAUGCUGCAUGUACAGCAUUCGUCUACUUUCUGUGCAUAUUCUGGACGAUUCCCGUGGCCGUCAUUGGAGCCAUCACCAACAUCGAUUAUCUCACCAGCGAAGUCCCAUUCUUAAGCUUCAUCGACAAAAUUCCAAAAGUAAUCUUAGGUCUCGUAACCGGCCUUCUCCCAGUCCUCCUCCUCUCAAUCCUAAUGACCCUCGUCCCAAUCCUCUGCAACACCCUCGCAAAACUCAUCGAACCCACGCACCGCGCCAUCCAACUAAAAGUCCAAACCUGGUACUUCCCCUUCCAAGUCAUCCAAGUCUUCCUCAUCACAACCUUCUCCUCCGGCGCCGCCUCCGUAACAGCCCAGAUAAUCCAAACCCCUCCUUCCGCACCCACACUCCUGGCCCAAAACCUCCCCAAAGCUUCGAAUUUUUACAUAUCCUAUUUCAUCCUCUUCGGCCUUUUGAGUGCAGCACUGGAAAUGUUGAACGUCAUGCCGUUGCUCGGAUUUCUGGUUCUGGGGAAGUUGAUGGACACGACGCCGAGGAAGUUGGUGAGACGGUACAUCACCCUCGCGGGCUUGGGCUGGGGAUCUCUGUAUCCGAAAUUCACGAAUUUGGGAGUCAUCGCGCUCUCGUAUUCUUGCAUCGCUCCGUUGGUUUUAGGUUUCGCGGCGAUGGGCUUCUUUCUGCUUUAUUUGGCGUUUCGAUAUCAUGCCCUGUUUACGCUUGGGACGAAUGUGUCGACGCGAGGAGAAAGUUAUGCGAGAGCUUUGCGACAGUUGAUUACGGGGAUUUAUCUCUGUGAGAUUUGUUUGAUUGGGUUGUUUGCUAUCGGGGUGGCGGAGUCGAAGGAAGCGAUUGGGGCUUUGGUUCUGAUGGUUGUGUUUUUGUUUGGGACGGUGGGGUGGCAGUUGUGGUUAUGGGGGGUGGUGAGGAAGAUGGAAGGAGAUUUUCCUAGUCACGAGGGGGGAGGAGAGGCUUUUCGUGGAUCGAUACAAGGGCAUGCGGAUGGGAAGGGUGGCAAUCAUACACCUUCUCCUUCUCGCGAACCAACACCGCAACGAAGCUUCGCAGACCGCUUUAAAGCUUUCCUCUUCCCCGAAACUUCUGCGGCGCACGCGGCUCGAAUGAUUUCUUCGAAUUUGGAGGUUUCAUCACGGCGCGAGUAUACGGAGAAAGAGCAUGCUGAGGCAUACAUACAUCCUGCGAUUUUCAGGGAGUGUCCUGUGGUGUGGAUUGCGAGGGACGAGGGUGGAUUGUCGAAACGAGAGAUCUUGGAGAGUAGGGAGGAGGUUGGGGAGGGGUUGGAGAUGACGGAUGAGGGAGCGUGGAUUACUCCUCAGGGAAAAUUGGAGUGGACUGAAAAUCCGAGGGAGGCGCCGAUUUGGGAGGGUGAUGUGAAGUACUAG
Pseudocercospora fijiensis CIRAD86 is the source of this 2538-nucleotide messenger RNA. RefSeq lists its product as uncharacterized. Lineage: Eukaryota; Fungi; Ascomycota; Dothideomycetes; Mycosphaerellales; Mycosphaerellaceae. Gene Ontology annotation, molecular function: calcium-activated cation channel activity. The transcript is spliced from 4 exons. The annotation marks the transcript as partial. Gene Ontology annotation, cellular component: plasma membrane. The record is from RefSeq and is a predicted model, not a curated record.